AUGUCUCAGUCAUUAGAAAGUGAAGCAAUCGAUAUUCAUGCUGACUGCCUCUUGGCCAUCGGAUCCGUUAGCUUCAUCGUCAUCUACCUCACGUGCCAUGCAGGAUCACCCAUCUUGAGCUGUGGCUCGAUCCUGCUCACGAUCUUAGCCAUUCCCUCCGCAUACCUUGCCUCCGCGUUGCUGAGUGGGUCGCGGGAGAUCACAGGAGUUGCCUUCCUGUCGAUCUUCCUCAUCACGGGUCUGGGUGCUGAUGUGGUGCUGGUCUUCGUGAACUUUUGGGAGGCUUCGAAAGCUCGCUUCGGUAGCGACACCGCGGCCAGAGUCAAGUUCCUCUACCGCAACGCCGGCUUAGCGUGCCUGGCGACCACCUUCACGACGGCGGCCUCUUUUUUUGCCAACCUCGCCUCGGUCCUUCGCGCUCUGCGAGAGUUCGGCUUCUUCAUGGGCCUCUGCAUCCUCGGAGCAUAUCUCUACCUCCUCGUGGGCCUGCCAGUACUCCUCAUCCUCAAUGACAAGCUGUCGUGCUGCUGCAGCUGCAGCUGCUUCUCCUUUUGCUGCCGCUAUCUGGAGGGCAAGACCGAACCGGACGUGAAGAUGAAGGGCCGCCUGAGCCGCCGCCUAGGCAACUGCUGCCUGCGCAGGUGCCUGGUGGCUCAUAGUGUGAGCUGCUUCGCCUUUUUCAUCCUGAUUGUCGCCGUCUUUGCGGUGUGGGUUGCUAACGAGAUCACCGUCGAUGCAGGUGUCCCGCAGAUGUUCCCCAGCGAUCACAACCUCAACUCGGUCGAGGCGGUCGCGGAACUCUUCGGUGCCGCGGAGGAGCAUUUCACCAACGACCAGAUACGAGUCUGCAACUUCGUGCAGCUCCAAAGGCAGAGUCAGUUCAAGAGCUGUGCAGUUCAUCUCUGCCAGAUCACUCUGGAGAUGCCCCUCACUCGUAUAGGCCGCCUACCAGACGCGGAGGCGGAGAAUAGCUCGGAGACCCCCAUGGCUGAAUGCGGCUGCUUUCCGACGACGAAGCCUUCCAGACGCUGCUUUUCGGUGUCGCCGCAGACCACGGCGCAAGUUUGGGUCACACCGCGCGUGGUUGGUGACAUCCCAGAAGCUGCCCUGAAGAGCUGGCAGGAGAGCGAUGGGUUCCGACAGUUCAUCUUGGACGCAGCCUUGGAGGUCAACUCCUGGCAGGCGUACCAGCUCUUGCGGGAUAGCAUCCAGCUGGGCUUCCCUCAAGCAGCCGAUGUGACGGCCCCGCACUUCCUCAAGCAGGAGUUCUGGGAGACCGGUGAGCAGCUCUCCGCCAGCUACAACGUGCUUCCGAGUUUCGUCAUCCCCGUGACGAUUCCGCAUAACAGCUCUGCUGUGGAGCUUUGCCAUGCGGAGGAGAUUUGCUACUGUGGCGCCCCCGUGUGCACCUAUGCCGGAGAGCGCCUGGUAGAUCCGGUGAUGCCCAACGCUUCCUGGGACCAGGUACUGAUUCCCGUGCCAGAGACGUCCAGGAGGCUGGAGGCAGGGGAGGCGGCACAUGUGGCUGCGAGGCUACCAGCGCCGGUCAGCAGUGGUGGUCGGAGCUUGUCUUCUGGUGUGGACGUGGCGGUCGUCUGGGGAAUUCUUGUCGAGGAUGGCUCACCCUUGCUCGGUUCACGAGAGGAGACCUGGUCCUUCAAUGUAGCCUUCCGGCCGGAGUCACCCUUCACGCAGCGCACGCUGCUUCAGACCUGUCGGCAGGCGCCUUCCCAACCAGAGCUCCUGGUCAUUCGAACCGUCUGCUGGAUUGAGCAGUUCCGGCAGUUUGCUGCUGGCAAGGACCUGCCAUUUCCGGUGCCCAGCAGCGUCUUCCAGCAGACCUUCGCCGAGUUCGUGGACGGCCGCGUGCUGCCCAGCGGGUUUCUGGCAAAGGAAUUUAUGUGGCUGGGGCCAGACUUCGAGCUCAGGGCGACCUUCAUGCAGUUCUUUGUGAGCGUGAACUACAUGACAGCCGCUUCGGCCUCGAUACUGAACCUGAUGCAAAGCUGGGACAAGGUCAUCGACGAUGUGAACAAAGAUGCCCCUGCAGACGUGGGCGAGGCCUGGCACACCUCGCAGCUUUGGAUUCGCGCCGAGGCGGAGUCCGCCAUCGUGAGCAGCACCGUGGUGACCAUGAUCGUGAGCGUGGCAUGCGGCCUGGCAGGAGCAUUGCUGUUCACUCAUCUGGACAUCUUGCUGUCCUUGAUGGUUGUAGUGGCCGUGACGGGUGUGACCAUCUCUCUCGCCUGGUUCAUGAUCGUCUUUAUGGGCUGGCCCGUGGGCGUCCUGGAAGUGUUGGGCCUCAUUGUCUUCGUGGGCUACAGCAUCACCUACUCCCUGCACAUCGCCCACAAGUAUCAGUUGCACAGCAUGGAGCUGGAGGAGGAGCCCCUGUCUGAGCGGCGACGCCACGCGGUGGUACAAGCUCUGCAGAGUAUGGCCAGCUCUGUGCUAGGCUCUGCAGCGACCACUCUGGGAUCCUCCUUCUUCCUCUUCUUCUGUCAGCUGGUGAUCUUCGUAAAGUUGGCUACGGUCCUCUUUGCGGUCACCUUCUUUGCAUGUGUCUUCGCGAUCCUCGCGCUGCCUGCCGCGCUGCUUUGCAUUGGUCCCGUGGGCACCGCCUGCACCCAUCUCAUUCCGUGGGCUUCGCAACAGCUCUCCAAGGAGCCGUCCUCGUCGGCCAUCGCCGCCAGCUCUACGAAGCUGACGUCAUCCUUGGCACGGAAGAUUCCGAAGGAUGCGAUCUCCAGCUCGCAGAAGACGGAGGUCUUUAUCUCCUCGACGCCAUCCGCCUUCAAAAGUUCCUGGCCGGCUGCGAUCGCCCCGGAGCCCUUUGCCGGCGUGGUCUCCCCGCCGCACAACCGCGACCUCUUCUCCGGCAGUAUCUCCACCAGCGUCUUUUAG
Symbiodinium sp. CCMP2592 is the source of this 2904-nucleotide messenger RNA. NCBI's taxonomy places the organism in Eukaryota, Dinophyceae, Suessiales, Symbiodiniaceae. The record is from the annotation of a GenBank genome assembly.